This is a messenger RNA of Thunnus maccoyii (southern bluefin tuna), 9131 nucleotides long. It is a transcript of the gene prrc2a, whose product is annotated as proline-rich coiled-coil 2A. Lineage: Eukaryota; Metazoa; Chordata; Actinopteri; Scombriformes; Scombridae. The transcript has 17 exons. The coding region runs from base 227 to 6121 and encodes 1964 amino acids. Gene Ontology annotation, biological process: cell differentiation. The record is from RefSeq and is a predicted model, not a curated record.
CUUCUUUGUCUUUACGUAGUCGUAUCUUAAGUUAGGGGCGAGCGAUUGCAAAGACCUUGUGUGUUUUGACUAUGCAGGAGGAUAAUAACGUUGCUUUAGCCUAGCUGGGUCACUUGCUAGAAAGCUACGCGAUAGCAUAGCUAACCUCAUUCUGCGAUACAACCUCGAGACAAGUCGGGACAAGACCAGUCUCAGGGCUCACCAUACUCAAUGAGCGGACAGCGCAAUGUCAGAGCGCUCUGGGCAAACUGCAAAGGGGAAGGAAGGCAAAACCAAGUAUGCGUCUCUCAACCUGUUUGAUACAUACAAAGGAAAGAGCCUUGAAACACAAAAGCCUGUUGUUCCCCCCCGCCAUGGCCUGCAGUCUCUUGGUAAAGUUGCCUCCGCGCGGCGUAUGCCACCCCCUGCCAACCUGCCCAGUCUGAAGGCAGAGAACAAAGGCAACGAUCCUAACGUCUCGCUCGUUCCCAAAGACGGCACAGGAUGGGCAAGCAAACCGGAACCAGCAGACCCAAAGAGUACCGAUGCAUUGUCAGCACCGCAGCCGGAACCGCAGCAGCCUGUGGCUUCACAGAUGCCUGCACCGACCCGCCCGAGAACCCCGCCGGCUUCAGAGGUACCGACAAACACAGCUCUGGCCCCAGCUUCAACCCAGGCCGUAGGGGCAAGGUCCUGGGCACAGGCCAGUGUUACACAUGGAACACAAGGGGAUGGUGGAAAGGGAUCAAACCUACCGUCGCCAUUCUCUCGCGAGGAAUUUCCCACCCUGCAGGCGGCUGGCGACCAGGACAGAGCUGGCAGAGAACAGGGCACUGCAGAUCAGUGGUAUGGGCCCGGACCAAGCCUCCGCCCCCAGAACGUUACAAGCUGGCGGGACGGUGGGGGCCGAGCCCUGGCGCCCACCCUGUCUGGGGAGGGGGCAGCGGAGGGUGGCAGUGGUGGGGCUCUGGUGAUGGAUGGGGCAGCUGGGGUCCCGCCUCAGAACCCUCAGUCCCACGGGCCACCUAGGAACCCUCCCGCAGGCAGCCCCGCCUUGCCCCUGCCCCAGCCCCCCGUUGGGCCAGGGUUCCCCCAAUACCGAGGGAUCAUGCCUCCAUUCAUGUAUCCUCCCUAUCUGCCCUUUCCGGCCCCCUAUGGCCCUCAGGCACCCUACAGGUACCCGCCACCUGGGGAAGGGCCUGCUCCAAGGUUCGCUCGUGCGCAAGGUGGUCCUGACAGCAGGCCUCAGGGUGGCCCACGUGAUGCAGGUGGAGAGGUGGUGAAGCGACCCUCUAUCCUAAAGCAGGACGACCUGAAGGAGCUUGACGAGCUGGACCACGAUGGAGACGACGGCUGGGCAGGAGCUCAUGAGGAAAUUGAUUACUCUGCCAAGUUGAAGUUCAGUGAUGAUGAAGGAGAUGAGGAGGGAGAAGAGGAGAGAACGGAGAGCAAGAAUGACUUGCGUGAGCAGCAGAGGUCCCAGGAUGCCCCCCCUGCAACCUCUCGCUCUCGAGCUUCAGAGAGCGGUGGAGACACCCGCCGCACCCCUCCCACUAAUGCUGACAAUGGCUCCCAACCCCCCUCCAGCAAGCCAGGAUGGGCCGAGGAGGGUGGCAGUGGCUGGAGCGGCCAGGGAGCACCACCCAACUACCAGGGGCGCAGGCCUGGAUUGGGUGGUCCCCGGGAGCAGCCCUCCCCCCCACCUGGGCCGCUCCUCGGACAAGGGCCCUACUCCUUUUACCGAGAGGACCGGCCCCACAACCAGGGUGCCCCUCUAGGCCCUGGAAAACCUGGCCCUGCCCAGCACCAGCCAGCAGCAGGAGGCCCUAGCCCUCCUUCCCAGCCUGGCCUGCUGGUCCAUGGGGCCCAGGGGGAGGAUGAGGAUGAGACUUGGCGUCAGCGCAGGAAGCAGUCCUCUACUGAGAUCUCUGCUGCAGUGGAGCGAGCCCGUCGACGCCGUGAGGAGGAAGAACGUAGGAUGGAGGAGGAGAGACGUGCUGCCUGUGCCGAGAAGCUGAAGAGGCUCGAUGAGAAGCAGCAACAGCAGCAGGGCAGUAACGUGGGAGGCAGUGUUGGCACCAGUAAAUCCCCGAGCCUUGAUGGAAACUUGACAGCUGCCACAGCAGGCAGCCCUAGUCCAUCUAUGUCAGCCUCUGCCUCCUCCCCCAACAUCAGCCAGCCCCCAUCCCCAUGCGUAGACACCGAGGAGCCUCCAGUGCUGGCUGUGCAGCCGGGGACGGGUCCUGGAGUCAGUGACAGACAGCGAGCCAGCAGCAACAGCAGCUAUGACUCCGGCGCAGAUACCCAACAGUGUCCCCAGCCUGCUGUGUCACAGCCACAGCAGCCCACCCUGGAGGUACCUUUACCGGGAGAGACUAAGGAGGAGACCAUUGGUAGUCCUCGCAUUCGUGCAGGAAGUGGAGGUGAAAGAGGAGUCGACCCAGUGAAGAUUGAGAAUAUUGGAGGAGGAGCAGGUCGUCAAGCCGGUGGUCCCCCUGGCCAGGGUUACUCAAAGUACCAGAAGUCUCUUCCACCUCGUUUCCAGAGGCAGCAGCAGGAGCAGCUCCUGAAGCAGCAGCAGCAGUGGCAGCAGCAGCAACAGCAGCACAGCCAGGCAUCCCAGAGCCAGCUGUCCCCCCAGCCCCAGCCUCCACAGGGUCCUUCACCAGGCUCAACACCCCAGCCAGGGCCUGGACCUAAGCAGGGUGGACCACUGUAUCAACCCAGCAACAUGGUUCGACCCCCGCCUCUGCCAAUGAAUUUUGACCCUCGCUGGAUGAUGAUGCCCUACAUGGACCCUCGCAUGAUGCAGGGCCGCCCUCCACCUAUGGACUAUUAUUCAGCCAGCAUGCACCCAUCUGGGCUUAUUGGGCGUGAGCGGUCUGAUUCAGGGGGAUCUGGUUCAGACCCCUUUGACAGGCAGCAACAGCAUCCAGGGCACCCUCACCGUGGGACCCCCCCUAUGGAUCCAAAGCUGGGGUGGGGGCCGGAGGUAUUCCCUGGUGGAGGGGAGGGUCGUGGGCUCACCUCCCCACUGAGGCAGAAGCAAGCGUUGGAGGAUGAUGAUGUGGCCAAAGGGCCCAGGAGUGACACUCCUCCACACCGCAUGCGAGAGGGUGGAUUGGGACCCAUCCAGCAGCCCAGCUCUAGCUCUGGGACAUCCAAUCAGACCCCACCACCAGUCGGCACUCAAGUUGGCACCCAGGGCGGCAGCCACCACCCUCAUCACUACAUGAGUGGGAGGGGCAACUACAGCAACUUCCCUGAUCAAGGUGCGAGGAUGCCUCCCCAUCAGCAGCCGCAAAGGGCCGGUGAAAGGGGAAACCACCCGCAUAGCUUCACCCAUCAGGAUGAAGGGCCCCCCCGAGGAGCUCAGCAGGGCCAGAUAUGGGGAGCCCCACACCCUCACUACGAUCGCAACGGUCGAGCAGACCUCCCCACUGUUGAGAGCAAUUCUCACCUCCACCAUCAUCACAGCCACCACCCUCAGCAGCCUCACUUCCCUCUCCAUCCCCAUAAGCAAGAGAACAGCCGCGACAGGGUUGUUGAGGCCCCUGCCAAGAAGACAGAUUCCUCUCCCCCACUCCACCAACCUUCCCUCUCAUCUUCAUGCUCUUCCUCGGCCUCCUCUACUUCUGCCAGGGAAGAUGGGAAUGUCAAAAUCGCCAUGCAUCAUCACCCAUCCCACAGAGAGAGUGAAGCUAUUGGGCACAGUCUUGGUGAAAGAGGCAACAGUGGUAGUGCUGGCAGUAGCAGCCAUGUCAAACAGGAGAAAACCGGCCCAGCAUAUGCUCCCCAUUCCUCCAUGACUUCGAGCCCACCUCCCGCUCAGCAUGGCAGUCAUACUCAGCUUCAGCAGCAGCAGCAGCAUCCCCAUCCAAAGUCAAACCAAAGAGGGGGGCGGGAGCACAAGACAGAGACCCAGUGGGGCCCACGGCCUGGCAGCAGCAAUACAGGUGGGGGGUCCUCUCAUGGUAGGAGGGCCAACAAUGCAGGAGGUGGGAGCAAUUCCCGUGGAGGGGAGGACUCUUCCAGCACUCCAUUGGACCACAAGCCCUCCAGCCAGACAGGAGGUAGCAAUGCCAACAAGAGGGCUGGUCCCAUCAAGAAACCAGUGCUGAAAGAGAUGAAGAGAGAGGGAGAAGUUGAUGGAGGAGAAAAAACAAGCCAAGGCUUUGGGAAAGAUAAAGAGCAAGAUGGUGGCCAACCCAGCUCCAUGAAGCAGGAAGCUUCCUCCAUCUCCCAGAAUACUUCAGCUCCAUCUGGUAAAGAAGAGUCAACCCAGUCAGCCAAACCCAGGAACGGAGGAAAAGAACGGUCCUCCGGAGGAGGUGGGGGAGGGUCAGGCAGAGGGCCCAAAGAUGUAGACACCACUUCUUCAGGAUUUUCAGGGUCCAGGAGGGACAGAGACCGCUCCUUUGAGAGAGGAGGCGGCACCCCCCACCACCAUGGAGUCUCCACCAAAGGCGGCAGAGGCAGUCGUGGACGAGGUGGGGAGUUCUAUGGGCGUGGUCGUGGUUACCGGGGAACCUACACGGCCAGCGCUGGACCUAGUGGUGGCAGUCGGGGCAGAAUGGGUGGCAGGAGUGGCAGAGACUACCGCUCGUCUGUUGCUGGUGGCCACCACCAGGAGUCCAAGGGUGAGGGGGCUGGCGGCAGGCAUGGUCAAGACCGGUCCCAACACAACCCAGCCAGAGCCAGGAAUCGAAGUGAAACCCGCAGUGAGGGUUCAGAGUAUGAAGAAAUCCCCAAGAGAAGGAGGGAGAGAGGCUCAGAGACGGGCAGUGAGAGUGGUGCAAGUGACCUUGGUCACUCAGACAAGGAAGACCACCAGAAACCCAACACCAAGAAUGGCUCGGAUAAUGCCAACACCACCGGCAGCGGCAACAUUUCGUCUGCCCCUCCCAGAGGUUCACAGGCCAGGGUCUUCACCCCCAGGGGUGUGCCCUCGAGGAGGGGCAGGGGUGGAGGUAGUGGAGGAGGAAACAUCUACAGGAGUAGUGGCAAUGUUGGAGGAACAGCUGGGGGACACAGGGUUGGACCCAGCUCAGCCUCUCACGGUGGGUCCUCCAAGCCAUCAGCCUCAGUGCGGAAGCAGCAAGCCCCGGCACAAACCUCUGGGCCCAAAGACUUGAGCCGGGGAGGAAAUAGUGGCGAGAAGAAGGACAAGAUGGCUGAUGGAAGUCAAGCUCAAAGUCAGGGGUCCAAUCCCCCUCAGCCAUCUUUGUCUGCAGUAACUCCUGCCACUAUAGGUUCUACUGAAAAUGGAGGGGUUGUUACCCAGCAAGCUUCAACUAACCCUACGUCAAACUCUGGAGGGCCAAAUUCAGUCCCUCUUCCUGCUAAUCGUGGAUUCCCGCCGGGUGGGUUUGAGCGACCCCCCAGACGUCGGCGUCACGGGCGAUCCCAGCAUCAGCAGGACAAGCCACCCCGCUUCCGGAGACUGAAGGAGCGAGAGAAUGCCGCACGCAUCAAUGGAGGAGUGGGGGUCAUCGGAGGAGGAAGACCCUCCUCUCCUUCCCUGAAUUCAGUUCAGGACAGCAACGGAGCCCCUAUCUCUGCUCCCAUGACAGGCAAUGCCCAAAAUGCUAACCACAACGCCACACUAACAGCCAACAAUAACAGUGGUGGAGGGCAUCUCAGCAACGCGAACAGCCACCACCAUCACCACUACAACCAGGGCAACGCUGGGCAAACCCACCCCCAGCACCACCACAGCCAUGGAGCAAAGUCCCCUGACUUCACCAACCAGAACUCGGACCAGGCCAACGAGGAAUGGGAGACCGCCUCCGAGAGCAGUGAUUUCACAGAGUUCAGAGACAGGGAGGGAGGAGGGAAGUCAUAUUCUUCUCACCAUCACCACCACCUAGGAAGGGGAGGAGGGGGCAGCGGAGGAGGAGGAGGUGUGGUCGAGCGAGAGAUGGCGGGAAAAGAGCCCUCAGCUAAUAAAAGAAGCUUUUCAAGUCAGCGUCCUGGCAUGGAGCGACAGAACCGGAGGGUCAACACUGGAGGAGCAGGAGGUGGAGGGGGAGGAAGAGGCCCACGUGGCCCGCCCGGUGGUGGCUCUGGCGGGCCUGGCAACGGAGGUGGUAACCGCGGGGAGAAGCGGGGCAACUGGCCCUCUCCGAAAAAUAGGAAGUGAUGGAAUAUUUCAAAACAUUUCAGAUGAACCCCACCCACGUUAAAAACCCACCUCUUACAUUUUAAUCCCUUUUGAUCAUUAUUUCAUGGCUUUAUUUCAUGUUUGCAUCCCUAAACAUAUUAGUGCAUUGUACAGUAUAUGGAGAUGGUAUUCACAUUCACUUUAGCUGCCACCACCCCGGUCACCUUUUUCCCCCCUUGCAUCAAUCUACUAUCUACCGUCCGUUAUUGUAAAUUUCUCCGUUUGUUCCGUCUUGCUCUCCGUUCAGUUGUCCCCCCCCCCCACCCUCUCCCCCAAAACCCCCCUCCCCCUGCCCCUUUACCUUCCCUCAAGAAUCUCACCCCCAGUUGGAUUUGACAAGCAUGUGGUUCUGCUAUGGAGGUGCACGUCGUUUUGACAGAAGACAUUCACACAGAGCUACACAAACACACACACACACACACACACACACACGCAUAAACAAGCACAAUAUGACAUCUUUUAACACGAAACACAUGCAGUCAUGUGGGCGAAAAAUGAACGUGGGAUUAAAUUGGCAAAAUGUUUGGAUUGGGCUAAUUUUUAUAUUUAUGUACCUGUGUAUAUUUCUACCACACUUUGGCCUUUGGUGGUAUUCAGUAGUGCAGUUCUGCAUUACUUCCCUCACAAAGGGAAAGAGUGCAGCUUCAUCUUUUAACAAGAACAAUGUACCAUAAAAUGUUUUUUUUUUUUUUUUUCUUUCUCUUUCUCUCUCUGUCUUUUUUUUUUUGGGCCUUGUGUCAGUUCAGUUUCAGCCUCUGAGAAAUGUUAGGGGUGUGUGUUUUGUCUUCUAUAAAAGCAGGUCAUUAAAAAUACCUUUUUACUAAAUUUCCCAGUUACUCUUUUCGCUGACUUUUUGGUCUCCUGCAAAGUAGGUCUCUGAUUACUGUGAUAAGACCCAUUGAAGUACUACUGCUCAGUGCUCACCUACACUUACAUUGAUCUGUCUUUAAUAUCAGUGUUUCUGCUGCUUGUGCAGAUAGUGUGAUUUUUCUAUUCCCCCCACCCCACCCCUCAAGUUGUUGACUUGCUAUCGGUUGGUCCUUUUUAGAAAAUAAAGGCUUUUUCAGCCUCAUCGUAGCAUCCUACUUUACCUGCAGUAAAGUUCUGCACAGUGCAAAAAGUUUUCCCCCAAGGACAAUAGUUUUACUCUCUCUUAUGAUCUCAUUCAUGAGUUUUGUUUACCCUAUGAGGACUGUAUUGAUAGCUUGAUGGCUUUAUUUUAACAACCAUUAUUUCCUCAGUGACAUCCAUUUUUAUGGAAACACUUUUUUUUCCCUCCCUUCAAGGUGAAAUACCUUUUCUAUCUUGUUAGGGGAAAAUGAGUUUAAUGAAAAUGUAGGUCAUGCUAGAAUAAGAAAAAGAUGUUUGACUUUCAUAAAACUGUUUAUGCUUCAAUAGGUAACUGAAUAUGUUCUAAUAAGCACUCCUUGUAGUAACAAAUCCAUGGUUGCUGUUUUUUUUUUUUUUUUUUUCCUUCUGUCUUUCUUUGUGUUUUAUGUUUUUCGGGCAAGUUACAUGUGAUGCAACAGAACAGGUACUCUGUCUGGGCCCAGAGUACAGAGCUAGGCUGAGUAUUGUACUAUUACACCUCCUCUGCUGUCCUGCACGCUGCGAUGCACUCUGCGCUCACGUGGAGACUCCUCACGCCAAGGAGGACUACCAAGAGCUCCUUGUCUGAGGAAGUAUUUUUCAAAGUGUGCGCGCUCUCGGGAUGGCUGUUUCAGUGCACGGUGGCAACCCAGAAGCCCAAAACGAAUUAAAUUCAGGACUAUGCUGAAAGGGUGACAACAACAAAAAAAAAAAAAAAAAGAAAAGAAAAGAAAAAAAGAAGCAUCACGCGAAGUCACCUUUCUACAGUUCACCACACGGUUUCCAAGAAGUAACUCGCAACAAAUAAUGCUGACAUGGUGUGUUCAGGAAAUAUUUGGAUUGAUGUAAGAUAACACUUGUAAACAUAGUUUGUAUCACACAUUAAAAAGACACAAAAUGGCACACAGCUUGAAAAAAAAAAAAAAAAAUGACAGGAGACAACAUCCAAGGGUGAACUAAAUCGAUAUACUCAUCUGCAUCAAUUCUGUCACUGCUGUAAGUUGGGGUUUGUUUGUUUACUGACAACAGUUUGAAGAUUGUCUCUGGGAUGUUGUGAGUAGGGCAUUUGAUGAUUUGUGUAUGUGUGUGUGUGCGCGUGCGUGCGUGCGUGUGUGUGUGUGUGUGUAGCAUGUGUGAGUUUUCUGGUGUAUGUGUUAUAACUCGGGGAAGGGGUGGGGACCAGAGGGUAACAUGAAUGGCAAGCACUUUCUGCCUUGUUUGCCCACAACUUGAUUUAACCAAUAUUAUUAAGACAAUUCUACUGUUUUCUUAAAUACAUCCACAUAGAUACAUUCAGCUGUGUGUAUAUGUUCAUCAUCCAAGUGAAGAAGAACAUGCAGUGGAGAACUUCACCAGUUUUUUUUGUGUAAUUUAAAGCAUACAUUCUUAAGCAGGCAAGUGAAGUUGGACAUUAUUAUUUUUUCACUAUGACUUCUUGUAAGCAUGAACACACACCCAUGCGUGCAGCUUGCCUUGCCUGUUACUGGUUUAUACAUCAAUAGCUGUACACUUAACACUGGCUCAAAGAGUCCUUCAUCCCUCCUUAACUCUUACUGUUGAUGUGCGCAUUAUUGUAUGUACCCAUGUUAAAAGAAAACAAAAGUAGUGUAUUCCAGAGAAAUUACUCAAAGAUUGUACUAUGUUUCCAGCAUUACCAAGGUACCUGGAGUGGUUCAAACUGUUUUUAGCAUUUAUGGUUUUAUUAAUGGAACCGUAAUAUACACACAUGUAUGUAUAUUGGUAUGUAUCUAAGUUUUGUCUACCCCAACUUACAUUCCCACAAACAAAUGUUGCCAUUUUUAGUUCAAGGGAGCAAUGUACAAGCAGAGAAGUGUCUUAUUAUAAUAAAGUUAUACAGAGAAGGCAAAGUUAAAUAAACUACUUUUGAUUUAAUGGAAAA